This is a messenger RNA of Cydia fagiglandana, 1590 nucleotides long. Its product is annotated as spidroin-1-like. Bases 1 to 1590 code for a protein of 529 amino acids. The transcript has 3 exons. NCBI's taxonomy places the organism in Eukaryota, Metazoa, Arthropoda, Insecta, Lepidoptera, Tortricidae. The record is from RefSeq and is a predicted model, not a curated record.
AUGAAAUGCGAGGCGAGAAUAGACGCGGGUGGCGGGGAUCGCCUCGGCACAAACGGAUCAGAGUAUUUUCUUCAGCUGCAGAGUGGCGGUCCGGGCGGGGGCGGGGGCGGGCGGGGUGCAGCACGGGCAGCGGCGCGGUCAGGGCGCGCGCGCUCGGGGCGGCGCGGGGGCGGCGGCGGCGGCGGCGGGCGCGCGGCGCAGCAGGUAGGAGGCGUCGAGCGCGCGCGCGCCGCCGCCGGCGGUCCGGGCGGGGGCGGGCGGGGUGCAGCACGGGCAGCGGCGCGGUCAGGGCGCGCGCGCUCGGGGCGGCGCGGGGGGGGAGGCGGCGGCGGCGGGCGCGCGGCGCAGCAGGUAGGAGGCGUCGAGCGCGCGCGCGCCGCCGCCGGCGGUCCGGGCGGGGGCGGGCGGGGUGCAGCACGGGCAGCGGCGCGGUCAGGGCGCGCGCGCUCGGGGCGGCGCGGGGGGGGAGGCGGCGGCGGCGGGCGCGCGGCGCAGCAGGUAGGAGGCGUCGAGCGCGCGCGCGCCGCCGCCGGCGGUCCGGGCGGGGGCGGGCGGGGUGCAGCACGGGCAGCGGCGCGGUCAGGGCGCGCGCGCUCGGGGCGGCGCGGGGGGGGAGGCGGCGGCGGCGGGCGCGCGGCGCAGCAGGUAGGAGGCGUCGAGCGCGCGCGCGCCGCCGCCGGCGGUCCGGGCGGGGGCGGGCGGGGUGCAGCACGGGCAGCGGCGCGGUCAGGGCGCGCGCGCUCGGGGCGGCGCGGGGGGGGAGGCGGCGGCGGCGGGCGCGCGGCGCAGCAGGUAGGAGGCGUCGAGCGCGCGCGCGCCGCCGCCGGCGGUCCGGGCGGGGGCGGGCGGGGUGCAGCACGGGCAGCGGCGCGGUCAGGGCGCGCGCGCUCGGGGCGGCGCGGGGGGGGAGGCGGCGGCGGCGGGCGCGCGGCGCAGCAGGUAGGAGGCGUCGAGCGCGCGCGCGCCGCCGCCGGCGGUCCGGGCGGGGGCGGGCGGGGUGCAGCACGGGCAGCGGCGCGGUCAGGGCGCGCGCGCUCGGGGCGGCGCGGGGGGGGAGGCGGCGGCGGCGGGCGCGCGGCGCAGCAGGUAGGAGGCGUCGAGCGCGCGCGCGCCGCCGCCGGCGGUCCGGGCGGGGGCGGGCGGGGUGCAGCACGGGCAGCGGCGCGGUCAGGGCGCGCGCGCUCGGGGCGGCGCGGGGGGGGAGGCGGCGGCGGCGGGCGCGCGGCGCAGCAGGUAGGAGGCGUCGAGCGCGCGCGCGCCGCCGCCGGCGGUCCGGGCGGGGGCGGGCGGGGUGCAGCACGGGCAGCGGCGCGGUCAGGGCGCGCGCGCUCGGGGCGGCGCGGGGGGGGAGGCGGCGGCGGCGGGCGCGCGGCGCAGCAGGUAGGAGGCGUCGAGCGCGCGCGCGCCGCCGCCGGCGGUCCGGGCGGGGGCGGGCGGGGUGCAGCACGGGCAGCGGCGCGGUCAGGGCGCGCGCGCUCGGGGCGGCGCGGGGGGGGGAGGCGGCGGCGGCGGGCGCGCGGCGCAGGCGCGCGCGCUCGGGGCGGCGCGGGGGGGGAGGCGGCGGCGGCGGGCGCGCGGCGCAGCAGGUAG